Messenger RNA from Nymphaea colorata (pocket water lily), 4048 nucleotides. Its product is annotated as phospholipase D zeta 1. Gene Ontology annotation, cellular component: plasma membrane. Gene Ontology annotation, biological process: intracellular signal transduction; phosphatidic acid biosynthetic process; phospholipid catabolic process. The transcript has 20 exons. The record is from RefSeq and is a predicted model, not a curated record. NCBI's taxonomy places the organism in Eukaryota, Viridiplantae, Streptophyta, Magnoliopsida, Nymphaeales, Nymphaeaceae. The coding region runs from base 279 to 3611 and encodes 1110 amino acids. Gene Ontology annotation, molecular function: D-type glycerophospholipase activity.
CCGUGUCGACGUCGGAGUUGUGCUGGACGUGCCACGAGGGAAGAGAGGGAGAGAAGAACGAACGACGGAAAAGGCGUGCUCCUCUUCGUACCAGGAAACUCUCCUCUUCCUCAUCCGCCUGCGUCUUGGCGCGAGAGGCCUAGUAAUUCGCCGUACUCUGGGGCCUAGUUUUGUGAUUCCCGGAAGGAGGAGGAGAUUGGAAGCAAUUCGGGUUCCAACGGGCUUGUCAUCGCCGAAAUCGACGGGUUGCGGACGGAAUUGUGCCGGAGCGCGGCCUCAUGGCAAGAGAUUCGUCGGACAAUUUAAUCCACGCAGGGGGUGCCCACCAGUAUGUCCAGAUGCAAUCCGAGCCGCCUUUGGCUACCUCGUCGUCGUAUUCCUUCCGCCAAGGGUCGGAAUUGAUGUGGAUAUUCGACGAGCUGCCCAAUGUGAAGAUCGUCUCUGUGUCGAGGCCGGACGCGAGCGACAUCACCCCUGCGUUGCUGUCUUAUACACUCGAAUUUCAAUAUAAACAGUUCAAGUGGCAGUUGCUAAAGAAAGCAUCACAAGUUUUCUUUUUGCAUUUUGCUUUGAAAAAACGUGCUAUCAUUGAAGAAAUCCAUGAGAAACAAGAACAGGUGAAAGAAUGGCUCCAAAACUUGGGUAUAGGAGAUCAUGCUGCAGUUGUACAGGAUGAGGAUGAGGUUGAUGAUGAUGCUGAUGUGCCACAGCAUGAAGAAAAUUAUGCAUCUAAAAAUAGGGAUGUUCCUUCUAGUGCAGCUUUUCCAAUGAUCAAACCAGCACUAGGACGACAGCAGUCUAUUUCAGAUAGAGCAAAGGUUGCAAUGCAGGGUUAUUUAAACCAUUUCAUGGGAAACUUGGACAUAAUAAACUCUAGGGAGGUAUGCAAGUUCCUAGAGGUCUCGAAGUUGUCUUUUCUGCCUGAGUAUGGACCUAAGCUGAAAGAGGACUAUGUAAUGGUGAGGCAUCUACCAAAGAUUCAAAAGGAUGAUGGUGAAAGGGGUUGUUGUUGCGGUCUCUUUGAUUGUUGCAACAAUAACUGGCAGAAGGUAUGGGCAGUUUUAAAGCCAGGAUUCUUGGCUCUCUUGGAAGAUCCUUUUGAGACCAAACUUUUGGAUAUAAUUGUCUUUGAUGUUCUACCACCUUCUGAUGGUAAUGGUGAAGGCCGAGUUUCACUUGCAAAAGAGAUAAAGGAGCGCAAUCCUUUGAGAUAUGGGCUUACUGUGUCUUGCGGGAACAGGACUAUAAAAUUAAGGACAAAAAGUAAGGCUAAAGUCCGUGACUGGGUGGCUUCGAUUAAUGAUGCUGGUUUGCGGCCACCUGAAGGCUGGUGCUAUCCUCACAGAUUUGGUGCUUUUGCACCUCCACGUGGCUUGACAGAAGAUGGUAGUCAGGCUCAGUGGUUUAUUGAUGGUCAAGCAGCAUUUGAAGCCAUUGCAUCAUCAAUUGAAGAAGCAAAAUCAGAGAUUUUUAUUACUGAUUGGUGGCUGUGCCCAGAAUUGUACAUGCGGCGUCCUUUUAACAUCCAUGGCUCGUCUCGGCUUGAUCUUUUGCUGGAAGCAAAGGCUAAGCAAGGGGUUCAGAUCUACAUACUUUUAUACAAGGAAGUUGCACUUGCCUUGAAGAUUAACAGUGUGUACAGCAAGCGGCGGUUACUCAACAUCCAUGAGAAUGUGAAAGUCCUGCGCUACCCUGAUCACUUCUCAACUGGUGUUUAUCUAUGGUCUCAUCAUGAAAAAAUUGUAAUUGUGGACUAUGAGGUCUGCUAUAUAGGUGGUUUGGACUUGUGCUUUGGUCGUUAUGAUAACCCACAGCAUAAUGUGGGCGAUCUCCCUGCUCUAGUGUGGCCUGGAAAAGACUACUACAAUCCUAGAGAAUCUGAGCCAAACUCAUGGGAAGACACAAUGAAAGAUGAACUGGACCGUGAAAAGUAUCCUCGAAUGCCAUGGCAUGAUGUUCACUGUGCUCUUUGGGGACCCCCUUGUCGUGAUGUGGCAAGACACUUCGUUCAGCGCUGGAACUAUGCUAAGAGAAACAAGGCUCCAAACGAGCAAGCAAUCCCUUUGCUUAUGCCACAGCAUCAUAUGGUUAUUCCACAUUAUAUGGGUAAAGCUGAUGGAAUAGAUGUUAAAAGCAAAGAGAAUGAGAAUCAUGGGCUUAAACGGCAGGACUCAUUUACUUCCCGAUCAUCAUCACAAGACAUCCCUUUGCUUUUGCAUCAGGAAGCCGAUGAAAAAGUGGUCACUGAUGAAGAUGCAAAAGCAAAUGGAUUGGACAUGAAUCACAAUGUCAGUGACCAAAAAAAGGAGUCCAGUUGGAACCAUUUCUCCUAUAAGCGGUUAAAGUUUGAACCUCCUGUUCCAGAUAUGCAGAUGGAAGAUUUUGUUGAUGAUCAUGGUACAAAACCUGUCCAUGGACCAAUAUAUAUGGAUGCCUUAACACAGCACAACGAUGAGUGGUGGGAAACCCAGGAAAGGGGUGAGCUAGAUGUUUCUGUAAAUGAAGGUGGACAAGUAGGACCCUGCACAUCCUGUCGCUGUCAGAUUAUUCGGAGUGUUGGCCCCUGGUCUGCUGGAACAAGUCAAACUGAAGAAAGCAUUCAUAAUGCUUAUUGUUCACUUAUAGAGAAAGCUGAACACUUCAUAUACAUAGAGAACCAGUUUUUCAUAUCGGGCCUUUCAGGAGAUGAUAUCAUCCGAAACCGUGUUUUGGAGGCAUUAUAUCGACGGAUUUUGCGUGCAAACAAUGAAAAGAAAUGUUUCAGAGUGAUUAUAGUUAUUCCUCUCCUGCCUGGGUUCCAGGGAGGGCUAGAUGAUGGAGGUGCUGCAUCUGUGAGAGCUAUACUGCACUGGCAAUAUCGCACCAUUUGUAGAGGACAGAACUCUAUAUUAAAAAAUCUUUAUGAUGCAAUUGGUCCUCAAGCUCAUGACUAUAUUUCCUUUUAUGGACUCAGAUCUUAUGGAAGAUUACGUGAUAAUGGGCUUCUUGCCACUAGUCAGGUAUAUGUCCACAGUAAAGUGAUGAUUGUGGAUGAUCGUGCUGUUUUGGUUGGAUCCGCUAAUAUAAAUGACAGAAGCUUGCUAGGGAGCAGAGAUUCUGAGAUUGGUGCACUUAUUGAGGAUAAAGAGUUUGUUGGUUCAUAUAUGAGUGGCAAUCCUUGGAAAGCUGGAAGGUUUGCUUAUAGCCUGCGCAUAUCUUUGUGGUGUGAACAUCUUGGUUUACAUCCUUCUGAGAAUGCUAGAAUCAGGGACCCUGUGAUUGACACAACGUACAGAGAUAUUUGGAUGGCAACUGCAAAGACAAAUACCAUGAUUUAUCAAGAUGUGUUUGCGUGCAUUCCCAAUGAUCUUAUAAGCUCCAGAACUGUGUUACGGCAAGCUGUGGCUUAUUGGAAGGAGAAAAUUGGACACACAACCAUUGAUUUGGGAAUAGCGCCACAGAAGCUGGAAUCUUAUCAGAAUGGAGAUGUCAGAACAAUGGACCCUAUGGAGAGACUAGAAUCUGUGAAAGGGUUCCUCGUUUCUUAUCCUUUGGAUUUCAUGUCCCAAGAGGACCUGAGACCCGUAUUCAAUGAGAGCGAGUUUUACGCAUCUUCUCAGGUCUUCCAUUAAGCUUGCUGCGUUUACCUCUCACCAUGUAGUAUAGUUCUGAUCUACCGUGAAAAUUUGGAAGGGAAACAAGCCUGCUGCAUCUUGUGUAUAUGUCAAGCAGUCGGGCAAAAAGUCGGAGAAUAUGUCAACUACCUGCAUCAACAGUUGCCCCAUUGGUUAGUGGUGAAUAUAUGCAUGAUACCUUGGUACAUGGGAGAAGUGAAGUAGGGGGCAUUUUUGAUCUUCCUAUACCUAAUCACUGUAUAACAAAGUCCCCAUCCAUUCCAACAGUGUAUAUAUAUUCAUCUCCACUUGGAGACCAUUUAACCACGUAUAUAAUUUAACUCGUAUUUCAUUACACAAUUGCAGUGUGCCAGUGCCCUAUAUUAUUGUUCCGGUAACGCAAUGUAAUUUUGCAAGAUUUUCUCAAUAUAAAGGAAAGCAGAUUGGGUAUUCAA